CAGUUGCAGCUGAAAUCCCAGAUUCUAUUGGGAGAAGUGUAGACCGGCCAAACUUGGCGGCAGAAGAGAAUGUUGUGCUUAGCGUGAGAUAGCAAAUUAAUUAUAAAAGGAUUUGUCUUAUCUGUGAAAUUAGGAGUGCACAUGAUUUUUUAUGGUUUUCUUACUUGAAUGUAACAAGUUAUGUAAUUUGUUAAAAAAGCAUAAAUGGAAAAUGUUGCUUCUAAUGUUUUAAAUUGAAGAGAUGUUUGUAUUUUAAAUAACUUCCUGAAAAGUGUGAUUUUCGAAUUUCCUAAAAAGCAAGCUCUUUCUGGUCAAUAAUAAAUUUCUUUUGUGAAAAUGAUUUGCAGAUCUGAAAAAUUUUAUCGCAUUAAAAAUUCUGCUAGUUUCUCACCCGUACCCUUUGGAUACUUUAAUGCGGUAUAUUGCACUGGUGCAACAUAACAAUUCAAGAGGAUCUAGUUUGUGUUUAUUGAAAUAAAUUAUUAUAUUAUUUUUUUUAUAUUGCUGAAUUAAAAUUAAUUAUUAGAUAUCAUGACUUGAUUGUGGACAACUGGAAUGCGCAUGCGCGUGGCUCCAGCCAAAUAUGGCGACGGAUGGCUCUAAAUCGAAUGCGAAUUCUGGUGGGGGACUUGUUCGGGUUGGAUUUUACCACCUUGAAAAAACCAUUGGCAAGGGAAACUUUGCUGUGGUCAAGCUAGCCACUCAUAUAAUUACAAAAACUAAGGUGGCUAUUAAAAUAAUAGAUAAAACUCAUCUAGAUGAAGAUAACUUAAAGAAGAUAUUACGGGAAAUACAAAUAAUGAAAACGCUUCACCAUCCUCACAUUAUUGCUUUAUAUCAGGUUAUGGAAACUGAAAGAAUGAUAUAUCUGGUUACUGAAUAUGCAAGUGGAGGUGAAAUAUUUGAUCACUUGGUUGCACAUGGGAGGAUGAGUGAAAAAGAAGCGAGGCAUAAAUUUAAGCAAAUACUAUCUGCUAUCCAUUACUGCCAUGAAAGGAAUGUGGUUCAUCGAGAUUUAAAAGCUGAAAAUUUAUUGCUAGAUGAAAAUAUGAACAUAAAAAUUGCUGAUUUCGGGUUUAGUAACUAUUAUGAAAUGGACAAAAUGCUGUCAACAUGGUGUGGAAGUCCCCCCUAUGCUGCACCAGAAUUGUUCGAGGGAAGACAAUACAAUGGCCCCAAAGCUGACAUCUGGAGUUUGGGAGUUGUAUUGUAUGUGUUGGUCUGUGGAGCUCUUCCUUUUGAUGGUAGCACAUUGCAUUCAUUGCGGAACCGGGUACUGGCUGGAAAAUUUAGGAUACCUUACUUUAUGUCUAAUGAAUGUGAACAUCUGAUAAGGCACAUGCUAAUAGUAGAUCCAGCAAAAAGGCUCUCAGUCGAUCAGAUAAUCAAACACAAGUGGAUAACUCUGGAUGAAGAUGAUGAGUUUGAGAGAACUCUCAAAAAGUUCAGUGUGAACGCUGCUAAGCAAGAAGAGGAGCCUGUCUGUGAAGUUGUGAUAGAUUACAUGCUCCAGCUACCUGCCUUCAAGAGAGAAGACAUCGUCAGUUCUGUGAAAGAAACCAAGUUUGACCAGUACAGUGCUAUGUACCAACUGCUGUUAGAAAAAAUAAAGCAACAUCAACGUAUGGCCUUAUUGCCCCAGAAUCUGCCAGUCUCUGCCCAACCUCAAAGAAAAGCUAGUAUUACAACUGGAGUUGUGGAAAAAUCACCUCCUGCUGAAGUUUCUGUUGAAAAUGAUCAGCCAGCUACACCCAAGCCCAUGUUCAGCCCAAUACCAAUUGUUCAGCUGGUCACUGAGAAUGAGAAUUUGGAAAAGUUUGGAGAUGUUGAAUUGGAAUCAGAUGAAGAUGAUAAACAGAAUGAAAAUGCCCAUUCUCAAUAUCAUGUUGUGAGAAGACACACGGUCGGACCAGACAAUGCAGAUGCCCCUGAUCCUGGUGCAGUCGGGUUUCUUCCUAGAGGAGCUCCCUACUAUGGCCCCACUCUUCAUCCUGGAACAGCACUGCCGGUCAGCGCACUGCCCCACACCAACUUGCCUCAAAAUCUGCCCCUUGUCCAGAACCAAAAUCCUCAAAUGUUCUGCGUAAAAGACCAACACUUACUGAAGCCACCCCAAGUACUUGGUGCAGCCGGAGGGUUUGGUCGUCGAGCUUCAGAUGGAUGUGCCAACACAUCAAACAACUACUAUCAACGCAAACCUGGACAACAAGGGCAGUCGCCGAACAAAGAAAGACCUGCAACUAUGUCCCCAAACAGCACUUUACCUCAAGGUCUUCAGGCUUUGGCACUUCAUGAAGAUGAGAACCAAGAACAGGAAGAACAGCUAAUGACUGACACAACUGUUCAAGGUUACUCAGUGUGGGAGCAACCUCAGAAUAUUCGCAUUGGAAUCAGUCCGCCAGAGGAAACACAGAAAAAGAUGCCUCCAAUGAAACAAAGGAGGACGGGUCUGCUGACCGUCAUGAAUGAAAAACCAGCCGCUGUGAAAUACAGAUAUUGUCAGCAACUUCAAUUUUUUCUGCCCCCAACGGAAUACAACUUAUUUUGUACCAAUGGAUCUGGUCGUGAAAGUUUGCGAGAGACUGCUUCUUUACAGUCGACGUCUGGGCGCUACUCCCCAGUUAGACGAGCAAGUGAUGGCUGCUCACCUGUCACUUAUUACAGGAAUCAACUUGAUAGAAUCUAUUGCCAGACCCUCACUGGUCCACAGACGAGUCCUGACAGUUUUAAAGCUGUUCUCCAGGAAUAUCAACAGUUGCAGCAAAUGCAUUCUGGAGCAAUGGAUUCAAGAGUGUCAGCUGAAAUGCAGAGACAACAUUGUCUUCACAUACAGCAGAUGGCUCAACUGCAGCCUUCUGGUUACCUUACAUCUAUUUCCUCUCCCCCAUCUAUUGCGGGUUCACCCAUUCAUCAGGCCCAAUCAAAUGUUGGAGGUUCCCCCUCUGCUCUUUCUCAACACCUUCAGAAUCUUCAUCUACAGCAGCAAGCUGGUGGUCCUAUAACCUUCACGGGUUUAGAGUGUCCUUUACAAGCAUUCCAAAGAAUACAAGCUAUGUCUACACCUCACCACAGUAGUCCAACAUCUCCUUUGCCUCUAUUUCCUUCCGAUACUUCUCCUACACGUUUACCAGUUUGUACCUCUCCUCAGCAACAAUCCUCUCCUACUCACUUAUACACUUCUGUGACUUAUGCCCCCCAGCAAAGUGGUAACAGUCCCCCUCCUGUCAGUUACCAGAAUCUAGAAAUGAUACAGGAGGACAUUUCAGAUCAUGUUAUACCUGGUGGAAGUGAUACAAUGUUAACUGUGGUCACUAGUGACGAUCGGUCGUCACCGACUUGCAGGCAGAUGGGAUAUCCGCAAAUCAGUAUUACUGAUGAAACGGGUCAUGUGAUGGUAACUUCUGCAUCAUUGACUGGACAAACUGUUUUGCACGACUCUGCUCCUCGAAAGCAGCUUUUGCAACGUCAGAAAAGUGAUGUGGUGCAGGUGGCUGUACCGAAACGGUAUCAGCUGUCGGCUAGCAUCGACGAACACGUCGUGAGAGGUGGCCGUAGAGCCUUUGUACGGCAAAGUAGUAGGGAGGCAGAGGAUAGGGAUAUAGCAACCGAGUUUGCCAUGUGUGGAAGUUCUAAGUCAUUAUUACGAUGGGCAACCAAACAGUCAAUACGACAAUCCUACGUUCACGCCAAGCAUUUGAGGCAAACAUUUCCUCCUAUUGGUCAUAUCUCAUCUCCCAUGGGUAAAAAAUUAUGUCGUCAAACUUUAGGUCAACACAUUUCUACCAGUGACCCUACACCCAAUCCGUGGGCCGGAAAGCCUUCGAACUGGUGGAGUAAAAAAUCUGUGUUCAGAGAGCAUCAGUUACACAAAACUCCCAGCGGCAGUGUCCAUGUGUCUCUACCAACAACUGAACGCUCUUUCACUUGCGAAGCGGACAUUCUGCAAGAGAUUCAGCAGCAGCUGGACCCGAUCGUCCGGGGGUUGUCGAUGAUGCUGCAGCGAUCGGAAAGGGGACUCGCCGUCGAGCACCCGGCAGGUGUUCAGAUAGAACUCGAAGUUUGUGACGGCCCUCAUCCGGAUGACAAGCGUUUGAAGAUGAGGCGAAUAUCGGGUGAUAGUUCACAGUAUAAUGAAAUUUGCAGGGAACUGAUAAAUGGCAUUAACAUAUGAAAAUGAGUGAGCUUGAAGUGUUGCCAUAAUCUUCCACUUAAAGUCAUGUGCUAGUCUGUGGCUGUUUGGGAAUGCUUACUAGUCAAGUCUUCUAUUGAUUCAUUCCCUUAAACAGAGGUUAUAGAAUUCAAAAGCAGGUCCGAAGAGGAUUCUGCCUUAGAAAACAUAUCCACCAAUCAUGUUGCUCAGCUUGUAUAGGGAUAUAUCUAUAGUAAAAAUACUUUUUUGCACGUUCUUUCUUUUUAUCUUUUGUUGUUUUCAUGAAAGUGAUCCUGAAGUGCAAAAACAUAGGUUAUAUGUGUUGAUACUGGACCAAUACAUGUUAGUGUUCGGAUGCUGCUCAAUGUGUGCUGGUCUCUUGGCAGGCCAUUGACAAUUGUAACAAUCAAGUGAAAAUGCGUGAUUUAAAUUAACUUUAAAGACUCUGUAAUAUAUGUAAAUAUUGUAUGGAUUGUUCUCGUUAUCAGUUGAAAUUGCUCUUGUACCGCUUACACAUGUACAUUAAGAAUGUGUAUAAUGUUUAGUCUGUUGUAGAUACAAUUUAUAAUUGUUGUGUUUAAAUAUCAAAAGAUUGACUGAGUUUUUUCGAAAUUUUUCACAUUUCUAGAAUAAUAACAAAAUAGAAAAUAUGUCAGAUGCAGAUUUAGUGCUACAGAUUCUAUUGUCUGACAUCUGUGAUCAUUAAAUUAGAAUUCAAAAUAGAUGAGUACUAACUUUAUUUCUCCACUAUUUUCAAUUUACUGUUCACACAUAAAGAGAGGAAAGCACAAUAUUUUCGAAACAAAACAAACAAAAAAAAUCACCAAUCCAAAUUCUAAAAUAAUAGGUCUGAUUUCUAAUUUCGUUAAAAAAAAUUUGUUGUCUGCAGUUCCUAUAAUGUUUAAUUACAAUCUAUGCAUUAUAAUUAAUUAUGAUCUAUGCAUUCAGAAAAGGACCUUUAGAGAUCUACAAGUUUGAGGUUGUACGGUUAGUAAUAAAAAUUUUUAAUUACUUAAAUAACAAUGUUCUGUUUUAUAAUGACAAUUUAUUAAAAAAAAAACUAAAUUAAAAUUAAUUAUGAUCACAAACUAAGCCAUCAUCAAUAGUGGUUUAAGGCAGUGGCCUGUCAUCAUGAAGGACAGAAUUCUAUACCAGGUAGCGGUCCAUCAUCCAGCUUCAGAUCAAUAAUUACCCACUUGUCUGAGCAGUGACCCAUGCGAGUAUAUUUUAUUGCCAUCAUCCAACCAUUGAUCACAAAAUUGGUGGGCUAUAACUUCCAAUACUCUCUUGGCUAUCAACUGGCUGUUUCUGGAGUGCUUUGUUUAGUGAUCACAAACAAGAACAUUUAUAUAGUUUGAAAAUAUAAUUAGUAAUUUCCUGCAUUAAAUAAAUAUUAAGGUGGGUUAAAAAUGCCACAGUAUCUUAAAUUUUUUAGCAGUAGUGUUGAAAAGUUGUCAACUACAUGCAGAAGUAUAUAAAUUUUAUAACUCAAUAUUUUCUGCCGACGUCAAUGGCUCAAAAGUUGUAAAAAUGCUUUAAAAUUAAAUAAUUAAAAAUAAAACAUAUUCCUUGAAUUGACUAAUGAUAGCUUUUAAAAGUUACUGUUUCUUAAAUAUAUCUAUAGAAAUUUUAGAAUUAUAACCUUGUUAUAGUUUUGUUGCCACUGCGGCACCAAAGUUUGGAAUUGGUCCAAUCAAGGUAGUGUUUGGAGUUAAUUAGAUAUUGCAUAUUUUUUUAUUUAUGUCAGUUGAUUACUUUUUUGCACAGUCAUUAAUAAAUUUAAGAUACUUCCACUUUUUCUUCCCAUCCUAAUGUAUGUGUGGGGCAUCUUUCCUCAGAUUUGAAUAUAUAAUGCUUUAUAAUUUUGCUUAAAAAAUUAAUGAAAAUUUUAAGCAAAAAUUAUUUUAGCUCUUUAAAUAUAAAGAUCAUUUAAGAAAUCUAUUCAUGAGAAAUAUUCGCUAUGAGCGAUGCUAUAUUAUUACCGUUUAUUGAUAGUUGAAAUUCAAAUUGUUUUGUUUUAGUAGAAAAUUUUAUCAUUUAUUAAUUAGAAUAUUAGAACUUAUUUAUCAAAACAAAAUUAUUCUUUAGGUCAUUAAAAGCAAUCCAAGUUAUAAAACAAUGAUAUACUGAUUUUAGUUAAAUUAUUAUUACAUUUUUAAAUAUUUCGCUGAGCUAUCAAACUGGAUGGUAAAUGAGUAUAAAUUUGUCGUAAAAACUUUGAGCAAUAUAUAUCACUAUGUUUUAAACAAAUUUAAAAUUUAAACGAUUUGCAUUAAAAUUUAAAUGAUU
Molecule: messenger RNA, 6439 nt
Organism: Parasteatoda tepidariorum (common house spider)
Lineage: Eukaryota; Metazoa; Arthropoda; Arachnida; Araneae; Theridiidae
Gene: Sik3
Product: Salt-inducible kinase 3
Biological process (GO): microtubule cytoskeleton organization; intracellular signal transduction; protein phosphorylation
Cellular component (GO): cytoplasm
Molecular function (GO): tau-protein kinase activity; ATP binding
Source: RefSeq, a predicted model, not a curated record